Messenger RNA from Fundulus heteroclitus (mummichog), 2366 nucleotides. RefSeq names its product adenylate kinase 2 (gene ak2). The record is from RefSeq and is a predicted model, not a curated record. NCBI's taxonomy places the organism in Eukaryota, Metazoa, Chordata, Actinopteri, Cyprinodontiformes, Fundulidae. Gene Ontology annotation, molecular function: AMP kinase activity; ATP binding. The transcript has 6 exons. Gene Ontology annotation, cellular component: mitochondrion; cytoplasm. Gene Ontology annotation, biological process: ADP biosynthetic process. The coding region runs from base 109 to 858 and encodes 249 amino acids.
GGAGGCUCGUUCUUUCUGGCCAACUUGGCUAAAUCGUCAGCCUCGCCGCACCGACAGACUUCUGGAAAGUUUCUGUUAGGUGUUCCCCCCCAACCCUCCGUUGCUGUCAUGGCCCCCAGCGCGCAGUUAAAGGAGGCGAUAGCUGACGUCCAGGAGGGCAUCCGGGCCAUCCUGCUCGGUCCUCCCGGAGCCGGGAAGGGAACUCAGGCUCCCCGGUUAGCUGAGAAGUACUGCGUCUGCCACCUGGCCACAGGAGACAUGCUGAGAGCCAUGGUGGCGUCGGGCUCUGAGCUCGGCAGGAGGCUGAAGCAGACCAUGGACUCCGGCAAGCUGGUCAGCGAUGAGAUGGUCGUGGAGCUCAUUGAGAAGAACCUGGACACGCCUCCCUGCAGGAAUGGAUUCCUGCUGGACGGUUUUCCCCGAACGGUCAAACAGGCAGAAAUGCUGGACGACUUGUUGGACAAGAGGGACGAGAAGCUGGACUCUGUGAUCGAGUUCUCCGUCGACGACUCUCUGCUGGUUCGCCGGAUCUGCGGCAGACUCAUUCACCAGCCCAGCGGCCGCUCCUACCACGAGGAGUUCAACCCCCCCAAAGAGCCCAUGAAGGAUGACGUGACGGGCGAGCCGCUCAUCCGCCGCAGCGACGACAACGAGACGACGCUACGCUCCCGUUUGGACGCCUACCACCGGCAGACGUCCCCUCUGGUGCAGUACUACAGCGCCAGGGGUCUGCACACGGCCGUGGACGCCUCCCUGAGCCCCAACGUGGUCUUCGCCUCCAUCGUAGCCGCCUUCUCCGCGGCCACAGAGGUCCCUGCUCGCGCCACAGCCUGUAAAGACCAAGUGUUCUUCAUUUAACCCCUCUCUUCCUUCCUGUUUCCCGUUUCGCUGCCUUUAUUUCCCUCCAUGUUGGAGACUCUGACAGCAGAGAGGCAACAGAAUACGACGCUGAGGGAAACGGGAGCUUAACGAGCCGGCGGUGCUCUUGUUCUAGUGGGAUCCUCCUGCUGGUGGAACCUACUGGCCUUCUUUAACCUUCCCUUUCCUUCUUGGAUCCUUUUUUUUUUUAUUCCUCCGUCCCAUUCCAGCUUUUCCUUCUCCUAUAACUUCAGCGGCUGAGUUUGAUUUAUGUGAUUUCCAGGUGUGAGAAGUGAGAAAAUCUUUGUUUCAGAACCCACUUCCUGUCCGGUUGUGUACAUCUGUGGGUUGGGAGCCGUCUAAGGGCCCCGAACUCAACCUGUGAGCUCCGGAAAUCCCUUUAAGAUGCUUUUCAAAGUAGUUGACUAAGUUGUAAAGUAUGUUUUAGGCUUUAAGUGUUUAGAGAAAAACAGCAAGAAGAUAAAACCAGCUGCUGAUGCUGUUCCUGCUGUCGUAAAGCCUGGUUAAACUGGCUGAGUGGGAUAUUAGUCCGGUUUAUCUAAUUUAGUGGGUCAGAAAUAUAAAUAAUGACAUUUGGUCUCCAAUAAUCAGCCACCAUGUCUAAAUAUUUAUCCUCCCAUCCCUCCUUCAUCAUCUUCCUUAAAAAUGCUUUCAGAACAGGCAAAGCGGCUGAGGAAUCAGGAAAUUUGGACCUUUUGAAAUGAGAGAAAGUUUCAGGAUCCUGAGUUUGGAUCCACAACACAGGAUCAAAAUAUCUUUUCUUUUUUUUUUACUAUUCAGUUGUAAAAAUUAUGCUUCUAUCAGUAAAAUGCCACCUGCUGAAAAGAAAAGACCAAACAAUGCUGGAAACGUGACGGGCAGCUUGUUGUGAAGCAUCAUCUAGACCAGGGAUGUCAAACUCCAGUCCUCAGGGGGGCGCUGUCCUGCAACAUUAUACACCUCUGCUUCAGCACACCUGAGUCAAACAAUCAGGUGAUCAGCAGCACUCUGGAGAACCUGACUGCAGACUGAGGAGCUAAUUCAGCCGUUUUGGUCGUGUCUGUGGUCCAACCCCCCCCUGAACAAAAGUUCUGAAGGACUGGAGUCUGACUCCCCUGAUUUAGACGAUGGAAUACGAGGAAGUCCAGGUGCUUCUGAUGCCUGGACUCCUAUUUCUCGUUAAGCCUUCACUCAUCUUAAUCAGUUCUGUACGGAUGUUUGUCGAUCGGACUCGGCACAGCCGGUCCCAACGGCCCCUCGCUGGAGAAAUCUGGACCCCCUCCUGCUGGACGUUUACUUUGACAGCUGGAAAAUAAGGAAAUUAUGACAUAGUUAACCGUACGUUUCAUGAAUCCCUGACAACAUAAGAUCUGUAAUUCGCAUUUUAAAGCAAAGCUGCACAAGUCUUGGGUUUUAAAAGCGAGUCAGUAGUUCAGAGAAACCCUGCAGACCUGAAGGAGGCGCUUCAGUCGGCUGGUGAGGAGAAAUUAGGGCUGGGCGAUAUGGAU